UUUUCUGUUUCUUUUCUUUUCGGCAACCCACAUUUUGCUUUCGAUUCAAAUUCAUCUAGUCGUUUUAAUAAAACCAUUCUUUGAUCCCCAUCAUAUAUUAGAAACCCCGUGUAUAGCUGGUUAUGGCUAAACUGAGGAAUAUUCCGUUGGCUAUUUGAGCCAUUUCAACGGGAAAAAAAACUUUCUAUUUUUGUUGGUUGUUACAAGCUUCUAUUGGAUCUCAAAUACGAUUACACACUUGGCUUUCUGACUAAUUAUGCAAAAGUUCACCUUCUAGUUUAAUAAAAGCUUCACUUGAAUCAUAAGUACAGGGACAAUUUUUUUAUCUUGGUUUUGGAACCAAGUUAGGCUGGAAAUGGACGUGCUUGAGGAACAGCCUACUUUUGAAAUUGGGGUUGUGGUUCCAAAAAGAACUGUGAAGGUAGAAGAUGAAUCUUCUGACUGUGUGGAGGUUCUUGUAAAUGAGUUCAAGAAAGUGGGUUUAAUUGCUGAGAGAGUGCUUGGUGUUGCUGAUGAGUUUAUUAAGCUGGCAGCAUCUUUGGAGACUUUAGGGAUGGCUGCUGCCGAGUUGCAAAUAACAAAACAGACUCGAAUUGGGAUGGAAUUACAAUUUCAUUGGGAGGAAGUUAAAGCUUUUGAGAGACAACCUGAUGGUUCAUUGUUCAGUUGGUGUGAGCGGUUUUACUGCUAUCAGCAUCUAAUACGUGGAAUUAAAAACAAGAGGCAAACAGCUAUUACUCUAAAAUAUGAUGGUAAGGAGUUCAAAUGGGAAGUUGGGGAAUGUUUGCUUCAGAAGUUGGAAACAGAAGGCAUUGUUAAGCGAGUCUUUCCUUUGCAUGAUGAAACAAAGAGAAAGAAGCUCCUCUAUAGUUGGGCACUUCACUGGUGGGACUUCACAAACCAGCCAAUAGAUGAGAUUUAUUCGUACUUCGGAACCAAGAUUGCGGUCUAUUUUGCUUUCCUUGGAAUGUAUACACGGUGGUUGCUCUUCCCUGCUGCAUUUGGGCUUACUUUGCAGAUCAUCAAUUUUGGCUAUGUUCUUGAGUUUAGGUCGUUGAGGUUACUCGUGCUCCCCAUUUUCUUUGUAAGUAUAAUAUUAUGGGCUAUAAUGUUUUCCCAGUUCUGGAAACGAAAGAACUCUGCCCUUUUAGCCAGAUGGCAGAUUAGUUAUUCAAUGGAAGCUGACGUGGGAUACAAGCUUUUGGGCAUGGACAGGAGUUCUGUACAGUCAGCUGAGAAGCCUGUCAGAAAAGCUCACAUAAAAAUAGAGAAAGAAGUGUUUCAAAGAAAUGAGUGGUUUGGACGACUUUUGCGAUUCAGAAAUGAUGCUCUUGUUAUCUUGAGUAUUAUAUGCCUCCAGUUGCCAUUUGAACUGGCCUAUGCUCAUACUUACGAGGUUAUGGAGUCUGAUAUUAUAAAGUUCGGGCUUACUGCCAUUUAUCUUUUCGCCAUUCAGUAUCUUACACAAGUUGGAGGGAAGAUCUCUGUCAAGCUCAUCAAGCAUGAAGACAACGAAAAUAAAGAAAAAAGGGCUGAUAGCUUGGUCUACAAGGUGUUUGGUCUGUAUUUUAUGCAAUCGUAUAUAGGAGUUUUCUACCAUGCUCUUUUGCACCGUAGUUUUUUAACUCUCCGCCAAGUCUUGAUUCUGCGCCUUCUUGUCUCUGAGGUGUUGCAAAACCUUUGGGAAAAUUCUUUGCCAUAUCUAAAAUAUAGUUACAAGAAAUACAGAAUCCGAAGCAAGAAAAGGCAGGAAAAAAAAUCAUCAUCGGGGAAAAUUCAGUUUUCUUCUAGGGUAGAAAAAGAGUACCUGAAGCCUUCUUACUCUGCAAGUAUUGGCGAGGAGAUUGAAGAUGGACUAUUUGAUGAUCUUUUGGAAUUGGCAUUGCAAUUUGGCAUGAUUAUGAUGUUUGCUAGUGCAUUUCCCCUCGCUUUUGCCUUUGCUAUUUUGAACAAUAUCACUGAAAUCCGAACAGACGCAUUGAAGCUGCUUACUAUGUUUAAGAGGCCACAACCCCGUGCUGCUGCAACAAUUGGAGCUUGGCUAAACAUUUUUCAGUUUCUUACAGUUAUGUCAAUAUGCACCAACUGCGCACUUUUAGCAUGGCUGUACGACGAGGAAGGAAGAUGGAAAAUCGAGCCUGGACUAGCAGCAAUCCUUGUCAUGGAGCAUAUUCUCCUCAUGAUCAAGUUUGGAUUCUCUCGCUUUGUCCCGGAGGAACCUGCAUGGGUUAGAGCCAACCGAAUGAAAAAUGCAACACAGGCUCAAGACGUGUGUUCUAAGAGGAUUUUAAGGUCCAUCUCCGCAGAGAAGGAAUCUCGUGAGGAAAAGGAACAUGUUGUAGAAAAGGAAUUUGGUAUGAAAAAGGAAGAGUGAGGACAGGAUCUUUUUAAGUUUUGGACAACUUUUUAUCUCAUGAGAACAAGGAGUUUAAGCUUAAAAUGUUCUUUCCAAGGCUUAUAUGACUUUGGAAUUUCCAUAUUGGUCGUGUUGUAUAAAAUUUUUGUUGAAACUGGUUUGUAAUUUUCUUUUCUUUUUUUU
Ziziphus jujuba (common jujube) is the source of this 2539-nucleotide messenger RNA. RefSeq names its product anoctamin-like protein At1g73020. Gene Ontology annotation, biological process: chloride transmembrane transport. Bases 356 to 2374 code for a protein of 672 amino acids. Lineage: Eukaryota; Viridiplantae; Streptophyta; Magnoliopsida; Rosales; Rhamnaceae. The record is from RefSeq and is a predicted model, not a curated record. Gene Ontology annotation, molecular function: chloride channel activity. The transcript has 16 exons.